Vanrija pseudolonga is the source of this 1751-nucleotide messenger RNA. RefSeq lists its product as uncharacterized. Gene Ontology annotation, cellular component: membrane. The record is from RefSeq and is a predicted model, not a curated record. The transcript has 4 exons. Bases 156 to 1700 code for a protein of 514 amino acids. Lineage: Eukaryota; Fungi; Basidiomycota; Tremellomycetes; Trichosporonales; Trichosporonaceae.
CAAAACUACACACUCCCACUACCCCACACUCACCAUCUCACUCACCAUCAUCUUCUUGCAUUGUCUAUAACUACAGCACGGCCAGCGCCAUCCUCUGCAUCGCGCCUCUAAUCUCAAAGCAUCCCUCCAAAUCCAGAAACCGAAACGCCCACUCGAUGGCGUCGCCCCACAAUGGCGACGGUUUCCGAAGCGCAAGCCCAGUCGCGCGUACUACUACGCCCAUGAGCUCGAGAAGAAGAUCAUCGGCAGCAACAACGCGCCCGCGCAGCGACAGCACCUUUUCGCGCGCGUUUGAUGGCGCGGACGUCAGCCCGACCGGCACGAGCGCAGUCAAGCCGCUCGUCGAGGACACCUUUGUCGAGGAGUACGAGGACAAUGACGACGAUGACGACGACGAUGGAGACGAUGACGACGAGGUGCUCCCGCUGCACUCCAACACCUUUGUCGAUCUGCACGUCGUCGGAGGGAACAAGGAGCGCGGCAUCCGCGCAUACCUGCACCCGACCAUCCUCCAGCUCUACGACCACAACUAUGGCCUGUUCCUCAUCGCCAUGGCGCAGUUCUUCUUCGCGUCCAUGUCGACGUCGGUCAAGUUCUUGAUGGAGACGACCGAGAUGUCGACACUCACCCUCAUCUUUGUGCGCAUGGGCAUCACUCUCAUCUUCUGCUGGAUCGUGCUCUUCAUCCGCCGCGACCCGCACCCCAUCCUCGGCCCGCCUGACGUGCGCAAGAUCCUCGUGCUGCGCGGCAUGGCCGGCUUUGGCGGCCUCGUCUGCGCCUACCAGGCCCUCCGGGCGCUCAGUGUGUCGGACGCCGUGACGAUUAGUUUCCUCACCCCGAGCUUUACCGCCCUGUUUGGGUUCCUCCUCCUCGGGGAGAGCUUUGGGCUCAAAGAGGCCAUCUCGGGCUUUGCGUCGCUCCUCGGUGUGAUUCUCAUCUCUCGCCCACCAUUCAUCUUUGGCCAUGGCUGGGACACCAAGCCCAUGGAUGAUAAUACCCGCAAGGGACGCCUGAAUAUCGACCUGCCGACUGACGACACUGAGAGCUCGUCUCGUCUUGUCGCUGUGACCUGGGCCCUUGGGGGUGUCUUCUUCUCUGCUACGGCGUAUCUAUCUAUUCGCUACAUCGGAAAGCGGGCCAACGCCCUCCACUCGAUCGGCUACUUCUCGAUGGCCUGUACUUUUACCUGCGGCAUUGCGAUGCUCAUCAUCCCUGGCAACCAGCAAUGGCCUAAUAAUACCUACGGAUUUGCCCUCAUCAUUCUCAUCGGCGUGUUUGGAUUCUGUGCCCAGUGCCUCCUUACCUUUGGGCUGCAGCACGAGAAGGCCGGCCGAGCGGGUCUGGCAAUGUAUCUUCAGAUCUUCUUCGCCGUCAUCCUCGACCUCCUGGUCUUCGGCACCAUCCCCACCUUCCUCAGCUUCCUCGGCACAGUCAUCAUCCUCUCGUCAGCGGCGUGGGUCGCCAUGUCGAGCCUUAAGAAGGCGCCGCCUGCCCUCGAGGACAACGAGGAGACGCCGCUGUCGCGCAGCCCGUCGCCGCAGCCGGUGGGAUCCAAGUCUGUCCGAGGCGAACUGUACUCGUACACAUCUGUGCCAACCAGCGACACUGCCCCGUCCUCGUCCGCGACGCUGAAUGUGCCUGCGUUCCAGCAGCGGCCGCCGCCGCCCAAGGAUGAGAUUGGCAAUAGCUGUGGCCUGUAGCUGCUGCAUGACCUGCAUUGUAGUUUUUAAUCUGCAUGUUGUUAUUUUGAG